AUGGACGCACGGCCCUUUAGACCGCGCGGCAGCGAGAACAUGCAGCAACUCCUUCAUCAGCGCCACAAAUCAGCAGGAGCUGUUGGCACCGCUCUGGCAGUCCCUGUGGCUGGAUUCAAAGGCCCCGCUAAACGUGCUGCCUUUGGUGAUGUGACGAACGUGUCCAAGUCUCUGGGAGGACGUGGUGAGGAGGCCAAGGGUAUCAAAAAGGCCGCCAUGGUGUCCACGAAUCACGCGUCCGCAUCCUUUCUGAAUAAGGAAAACGCGGUAAAGACUAGCAAAGAUUCCCUCUCCCGACCUGCACAGCGACCCGCAGCUCUGGCCGGCAACAAAUCCAAGCUCACGACGACGGAAGCUCGUGCGGAGCCUCUGCAGAAGAAGCCCGCAAACAUUCCCGCAAAAGAGUCUGCUUAUAAACUCGAUAUCGAUAUCCCCCAGCUACACAGCAGCAAGACCAAGAGCAAUGCCGUUACGCAGAAGAAGAGUUCCUCCGCUCAAGCCGCCCCCGAGGCGCAUUCGAAGCAGCCUCGUCAUCACAAGAGCCAGCCGCAACUCAAACAGCAACCACCAACCCUGCGGAGAACCCAGAGCAAGGUCGAGAAGGUCGAGAAGAUUGAACGCGUUCCCAAUCGGCCAAAUCUUAUUGAAAUCGAUAUCGAACCUCUAGCAAUGCCUGCCCUGAUUGAAGAUUUCUUGAACAGCGACGAUUCUUAUCUAGACUCGCUCAAUUGCCCACCUGAGGAGGCCCCACGUGCAGACGUGAAUCACGAUGACAGCCAUGUUGAGGUGUUGGCCAAGCUCCCGAAUAUCUCCGAGGAACCCGCCAUUAAUAUCGAAACUUACAAGGAGGGCCUCACUCUCGCACUCUCCGAAGCCGAGGAAUACUGGGACGAAGAGGAUGAGGAAUAUGACGAUCAAGAUCAGGGUUACACGACGGCUCAUUCGACUCGAUCCCGCGACAUGACGUUAGGAAACGCCACGACCAUUCUCGCUCCACGAGUAACCAGCCGUGUGCAGUGUGAACUAGACGAAGCUAGAAUCGAGGUCGAGCAGACCAUAACCCCGGAAGAGAUUGACGAGGAGAUGUGGGAUGUCAGCAUGGUUGCCGAGUACGGCGAGGAGAUUUUUGAGUAUUUGAGAGAAAUGGAGAUGAAGAUGCUCCCUAAUGCCCAUUAUAUGGAAAUGCAAACAGAGAUCCAGUGGUCCAUGCGGACUGUCCUUAUGGACUGGCUGGUGCAGGUGCAUCACCGCUUCAAUCUCUUGCCAGAGACACUUUUCCUUACUGUCAACUACAUCGACCGGUUCCUGUCCUGCAAGAUUGUUUCUAUCGGAAAGCUGCAGCUGGUGGGGGCCACGGCCAUCUUGGUUGCGUCCAAGUACGAAGAAAUCAACUGCCCGUCAUUAGACGAGAUAGUCUACAUGGUGGACAGCGGUUACACAACGGAGGAUAUCCUAAAAGCUGAGCGUUUCAUGCUUAGCAUGCUCGGGUUUGAGCUGGGAUGGCCAGGCCCCAUGAGCUUCUUGCGACGAGUCAGCAAGGCCGACGAUUAUGAUCUCGAUACCCGAACUUUGGCUAAGUAUUUCUUGGAGCUCACUAUUAUGGAUGAGCGUUUUGUGGCCUCACCCCCGAGCUUUCUUGCUGCCGGUGCGCACUGCCUCUCUAGGCUUAUCUUGAACAAGGGCGAAUGGACCAAGCGCCACGUUCACUACUCUGGUUAUACUUGGAGCCAGCUCAAAUCGCUGGUGACAAUAAUGAUUGAGUGCUGUGAAAACCCCGUCAAGCAUCACGGAGCCGUGUUUGAGAAAUAUCGAGAGAAGCGAUUCAAGGAGGCGUCAGUUCAGGUCCAGAACGCCCUCGACGCUGGAUUCACGCUCCCGCACCACUCGACACCUGUUCGUCGCCUGCAACCAGCCCGCGUCCCAAGUGCUACCGAACUGCAGUAUGUGAGCCGUCUCAUCUCCAUAGAAGGGUGA
Messenger RNA from Trichoderma harzianum CBS 226.95, 1974 nucleotides. RefSeq lists its product as hypothetical. Bases 1 to 1974 code for a protein of 657 amino acids. Lineage: Eukaryota; Fungi; Ascomycota; Sordariomycetes; Hypocreales; Hypocreaceae. The record is from RefSeq and is a predicted model, not a curated record. The transcript is spliced from 4 exons. Gene Ontology annotation, molecular function: cyclin-dependent protein serine/threonine kinase regulator activity. Gene Ontology annotation, biological process: regulation of cyclin-dependent protein serine/threonine kinase activity; mitotic cell cycle phase transition. Gene Ontology annotation, cellular component: cytoplasm; nucleus; centrosome.